GUUGUUGGCACGGCCAACGCCACUGCGGCCGGUUGGGGCAACCUGGGAGGCGGCGUGACCCAGAUUUUUAUGAUGUCAGUACUUUUCAACCCUAUGGUCGCCUCCGGGCUGGAGCCGAAUGUCGCUUGGCGUGUCUCCAUGGUGGUGCCUGCGGUCAUGUUCGUGCUUUGCGCCAUCUGCAUGAAGCUCUUGUGCUGGGAUAUGCCUACGGCACGCAACUACGAUCCGACCGUGACCGGCAAGACGCAGAAGCCUUCGAUGUGGGACUAUGUCGAGGUGCUGCGCGACCUUCGCGUCGUGGUCAUGAUCUUCCAAUAUUCC
Messenger RNA from Symbiodinium sp. CCMP2456, 321 nucleotides. The record is from the annotation of a GenBank genome assembly. Lineage: Eukaryota; Dinophyceae; Suessiales; Symbiodiniaceae.